This is a messenger RNA of Propithecus coquereli (Coquerel's sifaka), 1525 nucleotides long. It is a transcript of the gene MRPL3, whose product is annotated as mitochondrial ribosomal protein L3. Gene Ontology annotation, molecular function: structural constituent of ribosome. Bases 136 to 1182 code for a protein of 348 amino acids. The record is from RefSeq and is a predicted model, not a curated record. Gene Ontology annotation, cellular component: mitochondrial large ribosomal subunit; ribosome. Gene Ontology annotation, biological process: translation. NCBI's taxonomy places the organism in Eukaryota, Metazoa, Chordata, Mammalia, Primates, Indriidae. The transcript has 10 exons.
GAGAGCUUCGGCGGACAGCUAGUGGGACGAUUCACCCGGAGUUUCUGCGACCGCGUGGCGGUGGCGUAGGGACUCUGAAAGUAGAGCGGCAGGGUGCCGGGAGGUAUCGCGAGCCGUGCCGUCCCCAGCCACUCCAUGCCGGGUUGGAGGCUGCUGACGAAGGCAGGCGCCCUGGUGCUGGGUCGCGGCUCCGGUGGCCUGGGUGCUGCCGCUGGCUCGGGGAACAGAACAAACAUCUGGCUUUUUGUUAGAAGUCUCCAUGGCAAGAGUGGUACUUGGUGGGAUGAGCAUCUUUCUGAAGAAAAUGUCCCAUUUAUGAAGCAGUUAGUUUCCGAUGAAGAUAAAGCCCAGUUAGCGAGUAAACUAUGUCCUCUGAAAGAUGAACCGUGGCCUAUACAGCCUUGGGAACCAGGUUCCUCUAGAGUUGGCCUUAUUGCCUUGAAGCUAGGCAUGAUGCCUUUAUGGACUAAAGAUGGUCAAAAGCAUGUGGUCACAUUACUUCAGGUACAAGACUGUCAUGUCGUAAAAUAUACAUCAAAGGAAAACCAUAAUGGAAAAAUGGCAGCCCUACAUGUAGGAGGAAAAACUGUAUCACGUUUCCGUAAACCAACAUCCAUAUUGGAAUUUUACCGAGAACUUGGAUUACCGCCAAAACAGAAAGUUAAAAUCUUUCAUGUAACAGAUAAUGCUGUAAUUAAGCCAGGCACUCCUCUUUAUGCUGCUCACUUUCGUCCAGGACAGUAUGUGGAUGUCACAGGCAAAACUAUUGGUAAAGGUUUUCAAGGUGUCAUGAAAAGAUGGGGAUUUAAAGGCCAGCCUGCUACACAUGGUCAAACGAAAACCCACAGGAGACCUGGAGCUAUUUCAACUAGUGAUGUUGCCAGAGUCUGGCCUGGAACUAAAAUGCCUGGACAAAUGGGAAACGUAGACAGGACAACAUAUGGACUGAAAGUAUGGAGAGUAAACACAAAGCACAAUAUCAUCUAUGUAAAUGGCUCUGUACCUGGACAUAAAAAUGGCUUAGUAAAGGUCAGAGAUUCUAAGCUGCCUGCAUAUAAGGAUUUCUGUAAAAAUCUACCAUUCCCUACGUAUUUUCCCGAUGGAGAUGAAGAGGAACUACCAGAAGAUUUGUAUGAUGAAAACGUGUGUCAGCCUAGUGCACCUUCUAUUACAUUUGCCUAAUAACAUCAUUGGACUUGGCAGAACCUUACAUAUUGUGUGAGCGUGGAUGAUCCAGAACAGUAAUAUAACCAGAGAGUAUAUUCUUUCCUCAUCACAGCAGUUCCACACUUCUCAUCUUUAUCAACGACAUAGACCACUCGUUGCCCAAUUGAAUUUCAUUAGAAAAAUUACCUCAUUAAACGUGUAAGUGAAAUAGAUUGGAUUUGCUAAAAUUGGCAGUCUGCAUAUUAAUUAGCAAAAUAUUUGUAAUUUGUGGACUUUAUUUUUUUUUAACUAUGCAUUUCUCAAAUUAUCUUAAGAUGUUUAUAAAUUUAACUUUUAUUAAAGAUUGGUCAAUCUUUGU